UUAAAUAAUCUCUCACCAACUACCUUACAGCUUCACAUCUCCCAAUUAGAUCGUGCCUGCUCAUUCGUCAGUGCAAUUAUAACAAAAAAUCAAGGGCCCGAAGCCCGCAGUGAAUUUUGAUACCGCUAAUAAAUUUGGAGAAGAGAAGAGAAACUAAUGGUUUUUCAUCUUUCAAGGUGUUGACGAGCAAGAAAGUCGAAAGUCGACGGCAAUUGCUUGGUCACUGGAUAUCAGGAAAACCAAUCUUCUGAAAAGAAGCAAUUCGGUCGAGGGGAGAGAAUGACGAAGAGGAAGACUGCCGACGAACCACAGCCUCUGAAUCCGUCGUCUUCAAAGCGUCCCCGGUUCGAUUUCGACGUGUUCAUGAGCUUCAGGGGGGAGGACACUCGGAAGGGCUUCUCCGGCCACCUCUACGAAGCACUGAAGCAGCGAGGCGUAAAUGUCUUCAUAGACAGUCAGGGCUUGGAGAAGGGCAAAAAGGUGGAGGAGCUGUUCAGAUUCAUUCAAGGCUCUGAGAUCUUCAUACCCAUCUUCUCCAAGGGCAACGCUGAAUCAAAAUGGUGUCUGAUGGAGAUCGCCAAGAUCGUGGAGUGCGGGAGGUUGGUGCUCCCCAUCUUCUACGACGUGGAGCCUCGGGAGGUGAGGAAUGUCAAGGGUCCAUUCGAAGCUGCGUUCAGGAAGCACGAUGAGGAUGAAGAGUUGAAGGCGAAGACGAAGGAAUGGAGGCAAGCCCUGAGGAGAGCAGGGGAGGUUUCUGGAUACGAUCUGAAGACAGAGACCCAGGGGCAUGAGGCAAAGCUUAUUCAAGUUGUUGUCAAGAGGGUUCUUAGUGAAGUAAACAAGAUCCCACUUGAUGUCGCAGCACAUCCUGUGGGAAUGCAGCCUCGUGUAAAGGCCGUGAUGAAGCUGUUGGAUAUUGAAGCAGAUGAUGUUCGCAUUAUUGGUAUCUGCGGAGAAGGAGGGAUAGGAAAGACAACAAUUGCCAAGGCCGUGUACAAUGAGAUAUUUCUUAUUUUGAUGGAAGCAGUUUCGUUUCAGACAUUGCAGAAAUUUCCCCAAGUCCCAGUGGGCUUGUUACGUUGCAGACCCAGCUCAUUAGAGACCUUUUGAAAACCGAUGAUAUCGCUAUAAGCAGCACUGCACAUGGAAUUAACAUGAUCAGCAGGAGAAUUUCUCGUAAGAAAGUUCUGCUCAUUCUUGACAAUCAUUUAAAUCAACUCAAUGUAUUAGCAGCUAGGGAGACUGGUUUGGUCCAGGAAGCAGGAUAAUUGUCACAACCAGAGAGGAAGAAGUGCUACUUCAGCACCAAGUGACGAACAGUGAAAUUUACAAACCAAAAACAUUAAGUGCAGUACAAUCACUUCAGUUGUUCAAUUAUCACGCCUUUAUGGGAGACAAACGAGCAAAGGAAUAUGAAAAACUAUCUAAGAAAGUUGUGUUAACAAUGACUACCUUUAACCCUUCAAAUUUUUGGGUCCCACUUUUUUGAUAUUAGAGAUCAUGAAGACUGGGCAGAGAUGCUUGGAAAGCUGCACGAGUUUCAAGACAAAGAUAUAUUCGGCAGAUUGAAAAUAAGUUAUGAUAAGCUGGAUGAUGCAGAAAAGAGUAUACUGCUAGAUAUUGCUUGCUUUUUCGUGGGAAAGGGCAGAGAAAAUGCCUUUCAUAUGUGGAAGGACAGCAGACUUUACCCUGUUGCAACAAUUAGAACUCUUAUACACAAGUCUCUUAUUAAGAUCAGCAGUUUAACAGAUGAGUUUGAAAUGCAUGACCAAAUUCGAGAUAUGGCCAGAGAGAUUGUGUUACAAGAAGGACGUUCAGAUCCUGGAAAGCGUAGCAGGUUGUGGGAUCCUGAUGAGAUACUGGAUGUGUUAAAGAAUGCCGAGGGAUCAAGGAAGAUUGAAGGCAUUGUUUUCAACUCUAAAGAGGGAAGCAACACGCAUGUCAGCACCAAGGCCUUUAAAAAAAUGUUAAAUCUCAGAUUGCUUCAUGUCAAUGACACUCACAUACAGGGU
Molecule: messenger RNA, 2012 nt
Organism: Nymphaea colorata (pocket water lily)
Lineage: Eukaryota; Viridiplantae; Streptophyta; Magnoliopsida; Nymphaeales; Nymphaeaceae
Product: TMV resistance protein N-like
Exons: 3
Coding region: 280-1110 (276 amino acids)
Biological process (GO): defense response; signal transduction
Molecular function (GO): ADP binding
Source: RefSeq, a predicted model, not a curated record